Messenger RNA from Musa acuminata subsp. malaccensis (wild Malaysian banana), 3483 nucleotides. NCBI's taxonomy places the organism in Eukaryota, Viridiplantae, Streptophyta, Magnoliopsida, Zingiberales, Musaceae. The record is from RefSeq and is a predicted model, not a curated record.
CCCUUCAUUAUCGCAAAAGAAAUAGUAAUAGCGAGCGAAAGAGGGAAAGGAAUGACCGACACGCGGUUUCCUUCCACCCCUCCCUCUCUCUCUCUAGGGUUUCUUGAUAAGCAUCCAACGAAUCGCAUCGCGAGGUCCCGUAAUCCGCAGUAGCGGGUUUCGAUCGCUGUCACGGUCUCCAAUAUCGAGGGUUCAACAAUGGAAGAUACCGCAAACAUGGAGAGCCAUUUAUCAUCAGCUGCGGCUUUCGUGGAAGGAGGUAUUCAGGAUGCUUGUGAUGAUGCAUGCAGCAUCUGUCUUGAAGUCUUCUGUGAAAGUGAUCCUUCAACGGUUACUAGUUGCAAGCAUGAGUUUCAUCUACAAUGUAUUCUUGAAUGGUGCCAGAGGAGCUCUCAGUGUCCUAUGUGCUGGCAGUCCAUCAGUUUGAAGGAUCCUACCAGCCAAGAAUUAUUGGAUGGUGUAGAGCGCGAAAGGAACGUCAGACUUAACAAUACACGGACUACCACAAUUUUUCAUCAUCCUGCUCUUGGUGAUUUCGAAUUGCAGCAUUUGCCAGUUGGUGGAAGUGAUGCUGAACUCGAAGAGCGUAUUAUUCAGCACUUAGCUGCUGCUGCUGCCAUGGGAAGAGCACACCAUCUUGCUAGAAGAGAAGCACAGGGUAGAUCAGGAUCUCAUGGCCACCCACAAUAUUUGGUUUUCUCUACAAAUUCAAACACACCUUCUGUGGGAUCCCUGUCUGCCUCCUCUGUCACAAGAGUAGAAAAUGAGUCAGCUCCUGAAACAGUUGCUGCUAACCCAUUGGCCUCUGUAACUACUCCAGUAGGAGAAUCUGCUGAAGUAACAAGUGUUACCCCAACUCAUGCUAGCCAGAUUUCUUUGUUGACAUCUGGGACCAGCAGUGAUCGAUUCAGGGCACCAGCCGGCCAAUCCUCUCCGGUUAGCCAUGAACCAGGACCAUCAGACCUACAAUCCUUCUCAGAAUCUCUGAAAUCUCGCUUGAAUUCUGUCUCAAUGAGGUACAAGGAGUCCAUCGUUAAGAGCACUCGAGGGUGGAGGGAACGGCUGUUUUCACGAAAUAGUUCUGUGGCAGAUAUUGGUUCUGAAGUUAGGAGAGAAGUUAAUGCUGGUAUUGCCACUGUGUCACGGAUGAUGGAGCGCUUGGACGCUAGAGAUAGUAGAAGAACAUCCAGUUCUUCUGCCUCGCCUAGUGCCGGAGUGCACUCAGUUAUGGAACCGAGAAAUGAGGGUGUUAUUUCCAAUCAUGCCAGUACUCAUCCAAACAAUAGUACUACAUCAUCUUCUUGCAUUGCAACUUCAGGUCUCGAUUAAGUUACUCUACAAGUUCUAAAGGUUGAACAUGCAGCAGUGUUCAACAUUGAAGGUGGCCAGGCCUGAUUUGACUGAGGUGACGAACAUCCUUUACUCAGCUACUUUGGUUUGGUGACUCCCAAAUUGGUGGAUGAUGUUCGAUCUGUCUCAUGUAAUAGAGGUUAGCUGGUGCUUCGUGUGCUAAUAUAGCAAAAAUGGAGAGAUCAAGGACACGAGGUUGGGUGAUAGGGAUUGCUAAAGUUAGCAGAUCUGACUGAGAUGGAGUAUUGGAGGUCAAUGAAGGUGGAUGGCUGGCCUUAUCAAGGGCAGUAGUGGCUGUCAAGACCGUUGAGUGGAGAGGGAGAAGGUAGGGUGAUAGAUAAUUAGAUGACUAAUUAAUUAAAAUUCAAGCAGAUGAGGAUGUUUUGCAUGUUUGUCAAACCCAAAAUCAAUAUUGGAAGAAAGCACUCACUAAAAUCUGAUCUGAAAAAUUACAUUAUGAAUCCAUACCAUUUUUCGUGAUCUAAAUCAUGUUAGUUGCAUGUGGACCAAAUUCGCAUGUCAACAAGUCUUCACAUAAACAGCUAUUUUGCAUGAACGGUCUAUCUGUGUGAAUUUGAUGCUGCCAUCCAAAAGCUAGUAAUUUUUUAUGUGGAACAAAUGUAGAUUAUUGUAAUGUUUUCUAUUUCCAGUUUAAUGUUUUUUGUUAUUUUCUAUUCCAUGCAUAACUUGGUUUUUAGAAAAUGAUAUCUUUUUGUUUCAGAAUGUUGAAAAUUAUUUCUAAUGAAGAUGAGCACUGUUUUAGAGUUCAUGUGCGUGAUUUUGAAUCAGCAGCAUUGAUGUCUCAAUCUUGUUGACAGGAUCUUAGCCACAAUCUCCUCUGUCUCUCUCUCACAGACACACAUAGUCAUGCUCAUUCAGAGCAAAAGAGAAACAGAAAAGGAUAUUAUUUCUUUCACUUGAGGAAUAGAAGAUUUAUUCUUUUUUUUUUAAUUUUCUCUUCUUUGCAGAUCAUCCUUUAAAGAUGGAUAAAAUUGUGAAAAUGAGGAAAAAUUUAGAAGAUAUAUAAAAUCUAAGAAUAGAAGAUAAUUUUUAUAUAAUAUAAGGUUUAUGAUAAUUUUUAUGGUAAGUUGUGUACUAAGGGUAAUAAAAGACAAUUUACUUUGAAUUGCUAAAGUUAGAGAAAGAAAGAAAAAGAUUUGGAUAGUACUUUCUAUUGAAAGAGUUUAAGAAAAUGUGGAAAAUAUUUAUAAAAAAUAUGAAAAUAUGUAGGAGUUUGAGAUAUGAUGGCAUUCAUAUUUUGGUAUGAAAAAGUUAAGGUGAUCAAGGAAUAAAUAGUUUGAUUAGUUUAUUUACAAAAUCUUGAGAAUUAGAAGAUGUCCGAUGAAUGAAGAGUUUUUUAGUAUCAAUUUAUAAGAAUAAAUGGGAUAUCCAAAAUUGUAGUAAUUAUAAAGGAAUUAAUAUUGUAGCUACACUAUGAAUAGUACAAAUAUACUUUAAAAGGAACUCAUGAAAUAGUAAUUGAAAGUCAAAUAAGUUGUGAAACAAAAACUUCCUAAAAUCAAUUUGGUCUAUCAACUGUUCAAGAUAAUAGAAAAUCAAAGGGAAAAGAAGAAAGAUUUCAUAUGUUUUUUAUUUGAUUUAGAUAAAGUAUAUGAUAAAAUUCCUAGAGAUAUAUUAUGGUGGGUUUUAGAGAAGAAAGACGGAUCCACUACUUAUAUUGAUGUUAUGUGAGAUAUCUAUGGUAGUAUUUUCACUAGUGUUUAGGGGUUACCUUUUAUCUUUUUUAUGCUUCUUUGUUUUAUGUAGAUGAAUUCAUGUACAAAAUCUAUUCUUCUCCAUUUGUUGGAACACUGUUUUGUAGUUUUGGAAGUUAAGGAUUUUCACAAUGCCAUGCAUUUUGUUAUGCUUCUGAAAAGGAAAAGAAAAGGAUGAAUCGCGGGCCAGUUGAGUGAGUAUAUGCCUGAGCUCUGGAACUUGAUAGAUAUCCUAGUGAAAUACCACCCAAACUGUAUAUCAAAAUUUUGUGGGCUUUGAUUUUUAUUCAGACAAACAGAGGUUCAGUUUUUUUUAUGAAGUCUCUGCUCCUACAUUACAUGCUCUGACUAUCUAAUUUUUGUCUUGUUUCUUGAAUUGAUAAUACUACUUGUCAAGUUUAUACCCCUUCAAAAUUUU